GGAAACAUUUUAUCAGACAAAUAAAAGUAAAAGAAACACAUUGAAAAGCUUCUGCAUACAGUGACAUCGACAGAAUGGAUGUUGAAGAAGCGUGGGGUCAGUUGGUCAGUUUGACUGAUGUCGAUUCAGAACCUAUACCGUUAUCCAAAGAUAGACUUACGAUCGGACGUGCACCAGACUGUGACAUACCUUUUGCUGGAAACAAACUAGUGUCUGGUCACCACUGUUGUAUUGAGAGAGAUGUAGAUGGUCAAGUCUGGCUUAAAGAUUCAAGCACAAAUGGAACACUCUUGAAUUUGAAAUGCAAAGUUACAAAAGGAAACAGGAAGGAGUUGAAUCAUGGAGAUGAAUUUUAUAUUGUUUACAAGAAAGAUAAUACUGAGUUGAACAUUGGAUACAUUUAUCAAAACAUGGCCGAGCUUGAGAAGGAACAAAGCUUAGAGGAGACCCAGGAAUACAGCACUGAUGAUGUGCUAGAGGCAACACUGGCUGAUGAUGAUAUAAAUGAAGUGGAGUCCACAGAUGAUUCUCCAAAAUCAAGAAAGAGAACUAAGGAACCUCCCUCACCAAUGGAACCAGCCAAGAAAUUAAAAUGUGAAAAAACAGAGAAAUCAGAAAAAUGUGAGGAGAAAACAGACAUUGAUAAGUCUGUAGAGUCAGAAAAUAAGACAAAAAAUGAGACAUCUGUAGCCGAUCAAGAAAAGUGUUCUAAGACCGCACAGUCGAAAAGUGUCAGAGACAGUGAGGCUGAAGCCGAGAAAAAGGACGAAAUAGAAGAGGCUUUAGUGUGCAUCAUAUGUCAGGAGAUCAUGCAUGAUUGUGUCAGCCUUCAGCCUUGUAUGCACACAUUCUGUGCAGGAUGUUACUCAGGAUGGAUGAAGAGGUCCUCAGAAUGUCCUUCUUGUCGCCUUAAGGUGGAUAGGAUUAAUAAGAACCACAUUGUGAACAAUCUAAUUGAGGCUUAUCUCAAAGAACACCCAGAGAAGAAGAGGUCAGAGGAAGAUAUUAAAGAACUGGAAGCCAAGAACACGAUAAGUAGAGACAUGCUGUAUCCCAAGGAGCUGAAGAACAAGGUUUUUGAUGCUGAUGAGAGUGGAGAGGACAGCGAUGACUAUGAGGAGGAUUCUGAUGAAGUUGAUGAUGACCCCCCUACUCCUGUGACUUUGAAUCCCAUCAAUGUAGGCCAGGGAUUUGCAUUGGGGUCAUUCAGACACUGGAACCCGGUGAGGUUUGUUUGUCGACAGUGUCCUAACUAUGUUGACCCCAACACACCUGCUACAGGCACAGGUGUUCUAGGUACAGUCCUCAACACUGUGAAGAAUAUCUUUGGUGGUAAUCAGGCAGUGCCCACGACACAAGCCAAUCAGGCAGUGCCCAUGACAGAGGCCAAUCAGGCAGGCCCAUCAGGAGGUGCCCAGUCCACAGCCAAUCAAACGGGCACCUUGUCUGAUGACAGUCAAGGCACACUGCCCACAACAUCUACAGAGGCUGAAGUGGAUGAUUUUGAAGAAAGAAAGAAGAGAGAUGACAUGAAACAAGAUGUUACUCCCCAGCCAUAUGUGUGUGUUCCAAACCAGAAUCACAUCCUGUGUCAGUGUUGUUUACAGCCCAUGCCAGACAGACGGAUCAUUGCGGACACUCGACAACAAUGUUCGUUCUGUUUAAGAUCAUUUUGCCAUGCAUACUGGGGUUGUAGGAAAGCUGAAUGUAUGGGUUGUAUAGGCAGAUUCAAAGAUAUAAUUUUUGGAAGAAAAUGCCUUCAAAAUUUGAUUUUAGAAAAUCCCUUUGAAUCUGACAUUUUAAAGAACUAUCUUGAAGAGAAAAAAAUUACAUUAAAUGAGAUGAAAGAUGUGUGUAUGGAAAAAUUGGAUACAGGGUAUUACAAAUGCGCAGACCAGGGACGACUGAUGGUAACAUCUAAUACAACAACCUGUUACGCGUGUGCUCUGAGGAACUUCAAAGACUUAGCUUAUUGUUAUAGGGCAGACAUUAAAAAGGAGGACCUGCCAGAGGCUGUUACAAAAAGAAAUGAUUGCUACUGGGGUAAAAAUUGUAGAACGCAGAAAAACAGACCUCAUCAUGCUCAGAAUUUUAAUCAUAUCUGCCAGCAGACAAGAACAGCGUAGUGUUAUGGAUGGUAGAAAUGACAACAUUCCUAUGUAAUGUAUUGGACAAUCACCAUUAUGUAUUUUAUCAACUGCUGAUGGCUGUGACUCACACUGUACUUUGUGGGAUCAAUGUGGGCGAAUGUCCUGUUUAACAGUCUAUAGUGACAAUGUCACAUAGGGCAAAUAUGUCACAAAAACACGUACAGCAAGAUGUUACUUGCAUUUAUGCUUUACAUAGUUUAUAGAGGCUUUUCUUGAUUAAAAGCACAAGUGAAAUAAUUCUAUUUGCCAAAUUUUAACUUUUAAAUGAGAUGAAACUGACAUUUUUUUGUUCAGAAUUCAGAAAUUCUCUGAUUGCCAGAUUUAAAGAAUACUUUGAUUGUGUGGCUCAGAUGUGUUUGAAGGAAUCAAACAAUGGAGAAUCUGUGAAUCCAGAUGGCUGCAGCUUUCUUUAUUUUCCUCUUUAGUAUUACACACAUUUUUUUAAUUUUCAAAUUUUCUGUUGGUAUAAAGAUUAAUAUGUAAAAGCAAAACCAUUCACAACAAAGCACUUGUACAUGCUAAAAUUUACGGAAAUAAUUUUGAACUUGUACUUAGAUCAUGAAUCCUGUCAAUGGAUAUUACUUUCUGUCUUUUAUACGAAUUGCUUGAAAUGACUUGUGAUAAAAAAAAACAUUUAUAUAAAAAUGCUGAACACUUUAAAACACUGCACUUUUUAAAAUCCCCCUUAUGUGAUUAGGAUAACCAUGCCGACUGUAACCUGUAAGAAUAUAUGUUUUGUUAUAGAAUUAUUGUUAAGUUUCUGAAUUUCAUCUUGUUUUGGAGUCACUGAAUUUUAAUGUCAACUUGUAUAGUAAAAAAGUUAUGUUAGAUGAUGCAUGUGUGUUUUAUAAUAAAACUGAAUAUCUAUUUAAAGACUCUCUUUCCUGUAUUUGGAAAAAAAGUAUUAAGAAAUUCCUAAUUAAUCAUAUUUCACAAGUAAAUUUCAUUAUUGUGAAUAUAGCUGCAGAACUGUAGCAUUAUGGUAUAUAUGUUUUAAUCUUUGAUUAAUAUAAAACCAUAAUUCCAAAGAUCUGCAGCUAUUAUGAAUACAUGUACUGAUAUCUAGUUUUACAUAUUUGAGUGUUUUAUAGAUUGACUUGGUAGGCCUUUAUGCAGAGGCUUAAAUUAUCUAACAAUAUGCCAGUAUAGUUAUUAUGGUAAUAAGUCGGGAGGGGUUCAGAUAGAAUUGGAAACAAUAAUUGAUACAAAAAUAGAUUUUUCAGGCUUGGACCUUAUCUUGUUUAUCAUCGUAUGCUAUAUAAGUGCAUUUUUCAAUCUGUUUCUGGUUUUUAGCUCACCUGAGCCGAAGGCUCAAGUGAGCUUUUCUGAUCACAUUUUGUCCGUCGUCCGUCCGUCUGUCCGUCUGUCUGUCUGUCUGUCCGUCCGUCCGUCUGUAAACUUUUCACAUUUUUGACUUCUUCUCAAGAACCACUGGGCCAAUUUUGACCAAACUUGGUACAAAGCAUCCUUGGGUUAAGGGAAGUAUAAAUUGUUAAGAUGAAGGGCCAAUUCCACUUACAAGGGGAGAUAAUCAAGAAAAGACAAAAAUAGGGUGGGGUCAUUAAAAAAUCUUCUUCUCAAGAACCACUGGGCCAGGAAAGCUGAAACUUAUGUGGAAGCAUCCUUGGGUAGUGUAGAUAUUAAAUUGUUAAAAUCAUGACCCCCGGGGGUAGGGCGGGGCCACAAUAGGGAAUCCAAGUUUUACAUAGAAAUAUAUAGAACAAAUCUUUAAAAAUCUUCUUCUCAAGAACCACUGUGCCAGGAAAGCUGAAACUUGUGUGGAAGCAUCCUUGGGAAGUGUAGAUAUUAAAUUGUUAAAAUCAUGACCCCCGGAGGUAGGGCGGGGCCACAAUAGGGAAUCCAAGUUUUACAUAGAAAUAUAUAUAGAAAAAUCUUUUAAACUCUUCUUCUCAAGAACCACUGUGCCAGGAAAGCUGAAACUUAUGUGGAAGCAUCCUUGGGUAGUGUAGAUAUUGAAUUGUUAAAAUCAUGACCCCCGGGGUAGGGCGGGCCACAAUAGGGAAUCCAAGUUUUCCACAGAAAUAUAUAGAACAAAGCUUUAAAAAUCUUCUUCUUA
This is a messenger RNA of Saccostrea cuccullata (small rock oyster), 4227 nucleotides long. RefSeq names its product E3 ubiquitin-protein ligase CHFR-like. The record is from RefSeq and is a predicted model, not a curated record. Gene Ontology annotation, cellular component: nucleus. NCBI's taxonomy places the organism in Eukaryota, Metazoa, Mollusca, Bivalvia, Ostreida, Ostreidae. The transcript has 21 exons. Gene Ontology annotation, biological process: mitotic cell cycle checkpoint signaling; ubiquitin-dependent protein catabolic process; protein ubiquitination. Gene Ontology annotation, molecular function: ubiquitin-protein transferase activity; protein binding. The coding region runs from base 75 to 2126 and encodes 683 amino acids.